Nelumbo nucifera (sacred lotus) is the source of this 1890-nucleotide messenger RNA. Its product is annotated as pyruvate dehydrogenase (acetyl-transferring) kinase, mitochondrial-like. Gene Ontology annotation, biological process: regulation of glucose metabolic process; protein phosphorylation. Gene Ontology annotation, cellular component: mitochondrion. The record is from RefSeq and is a predicted model, not a curated record. Lineage: Eukaryota; Viridiplantae; Streptophyta; Magnoliopsida; Proteales; Nelumbonaceae. Gene Ontology annotation, molecular function: pyruvate dehydrogenase (acetyl-transferring) kinase activity.
GAAAUAAUCCACCGUUUUAAACGUGCCACCCACGAAUUCGGAUUUCGUCCUCACAAAAUCCGAACUCGUCACUCAAACACCCAAGCUUCAGGGCUGCCCGAAAUCAAAACGAUCCGUUGAACGGUGGAACUCAGCUUGUGUGCCAGUGCCACGCUACGCUAGAACAAAAACCAAGCUACGAAUUGUGGUUAAGUACUCAAUGAGUUCUUCAUCCCUAUUCUCUCCCUCCAUCUGUCAUUAGAGCUCCUUCUCACCACUGUAUCACAUUUUCAGGCUCCCCCACCCGCCCCAACCCAUUCUUUCAGUUCCCUCUCUCCUUCUCUAUGUCGGUUUUGCCUUGUCUGCUCUGUGUGCAUGUUCGUCCUUCGCUGUCUUGGGUCUUGUUGAUUUCUCUUCUUUAGCCAUGACGGCCAAGAAAAUGCAGGAGUCCUUCUCUAAAGCUUUCAUUGACGAGGUACAUAAAUGGAGUUGUCUGAAACCAACUGGUGUGAGCUUGAGAUACAUGAUGGAAUUUGGGUCCAAGCCCACCGAGAAGAAUUUACUUCUCUCUGCUCAGUUCCUUCAGAAAGAGCUUCCUAUCAGAAUUGCCCGGAGAGCAGUUGAGCUUGAAUCCUUGCCUUAUGGGCUCUCUAAUAAACCUGCUGUUUUAAAGGUGCGAGACUGGUAUUUGGAUUCUUUCCGUGAUGUGCGGUGCUUUCCGGAGAUCAAAGAUGCAAGCGAUGAGUUGGAUUUCACAGAAAUGAUUAAGAUGAUUAAAGUGAGGCACAACAAUGUGGUUCCGAUGAUGGCAUUGGGUGUUAAUCAGCUGAAGAAAGACUUGGAUCCGAAGAUCGUUCCUGAGGAUCUUGACGAGAUACAUGAAUUUCUUGAUCGUUUUUACAUGUCAAGAAUUGGGAUACGCAUGCUUAUUGGGCAGCAUGUGGCUUUGCACGAUCCCAAUCCGCAACCUGAUCGUGUAGGCUAUAUACAUUCGAAAAUGUCUCCCAUGGAGGUAGCACGAGGUGCCAGUGAGGAUGCCCGUUCUAUUUGUUCACGAGAAUAUGGAACUUCACCUGAAGUUAACAUCUAUGGAGAUCCAAAUUUUACAUUUCCAUAUGUUCCGAAGCAUUUACAUCUUAUGGUAUUUGAAUUGGUUAAGAAUUCUUUACGUGCCGUCCAAGAGAAGUUUAUGGACUCGGACAAAGUUGCACCUCCAGUUCGAAUCAUAGUUGCUGAUGGAAUAGAGGAUGUUACAAUAAAGAUCUCAGAUGAAGGUGGUGGAAUACCAAGAAGUGGCCUUCCAAGGAUAUUCACAUAUCUCUAUACUACAGCAAGUAAUCCAUUGGAUGAACAGACAGAUUUUGCAUCAAAUGAUGUUAUGACAAUGGCUGGAUAUGGUUAUGGACUUCCAAUAAGUCGCCUUUAUGCUCAAUAUUUUGGAGGGGAUCUGCAAAUUAUUUCCAUGGAAGGUUAUGGGACCGAUGCAUACCUUCAUUUGUCUCGUCUAGGAGAUUCACAAGAAACGCUGCCAUGAUUCUAUGCCCCAGCUCGAAAAUAUAACAUAUUUGUUUAUGGUUUCCAACAUCUCACUGAAGAAGCCUAGCGUGGGAAGUGGAAGGUUUACUGCUUUACCAUUAUCAUUUAAAAAAGGAGGAUUGGCUGCAUGGUUUCCUCACGUACUGCUCGAGUUGGUAGCAUUCUUGUUCGCUCUUUGUUUCUAUCGUAUAUCAUACUUACCAGUGUAUAUGAGAUUUGAGAAUGCCGUUGGAUUAUUUGGGUGGUUUUAUUUCUUUUCGAUGUUGGGUUGGGAACGCCAUUAAAGCCUUCUUGUAAAUGUCUUACCAAAGGAUAGAGGGACACUUAUUUUUGGCUAUUAAUUACGGAGAAGUACGGAUACACUUAAUGCAGAAA